This is a messenger RNA of Ziziphus jujuba (common jujube), 860 nucleotides long. Its product is annotated as glycine-rich RNA-binding protein-like. The transcript has 2 exons. Bases 118 to 615 code for a protein of 165 amino acids. The record is from RefSeq and is a predicted model, not a curated record. Gene Ontology annotation, molecular function: mRNA binding. NCBI's taxonomy places the organism in Eukaryota, Viridiplantae, Streptophyta, Magnoliopsida, Rosales, Rhamnaceae.
UUAACGACUUCCUUCGUGCUUUGUUUCAGAGGCGGAUUACUCCUAUUAGAUCCACCUCCUUUUUUUUAGUGCGGUGUGGUUAUAAUUUCGUUUCUUUAAUUAUCAAAAUCAAUAUUAAUGGCUGCUUCUGCAGAGAUCGAGUAUCGAUGCUUUGUCGGAGGGCUUGCAUGGGCCACCGACAGCCAUUCGCUAGAGCAAGCUUUCUCUCCCUUUGGCGAGAUCCUUGAAUCGAAGAUCAUCAACGAUCGUGAGACAGGGAGGUCCAGGGGUUUCGGAUUCGUGACCUUCAGCAACGAGAAGGCGAUGAGAGACGCUAUCGAUGGCAUGAACGGUCAGAACCUCGACGGCCGCAAUAUCACCGUGAACGAGGCUCAGUCCCGUGGUAGCGGUGGCGGUGGCGGUAACGGUGGUUACAGCCGCAGCGGAGGCGGUGGUGGUUACGGUGGAGGUGGUCGUCGUGAGGGAGGAUACAGCCGCGGCGGUGGUGGCUACGGUGGUGGCGGUGGCUAUGGAGGUGGUGGUGGUUACGGUGGCCGUGACCGUGGAUACGGUGAUGGUGGUGCUCGCUACUCUAGCAGGGCUAGUGGUGCUUCCGAUGGCAAUUGGAGGAACUAGGUUUUUAGUUGUGAGUUGGGGGGGUUAGGCGGGGUGGUGUUUUAGUGGGGAUUUAGUUGGUGGGGUGGACCGAGUGUGUUUGUUUCUAUAUUUGUUUUUCGUUAAAACGUUCCAGUUUCUAAUUUUGACCGAUCGGGUUCCUGUUACUCUGUCACUGCUUUCGCUCGUAAUUUUGAUCCGUGGUUCUAUGUUCCUUGUUUACAUAACAAAAAAACCGUUUGGGAAAUGAAGUGAAGUUGUUCUUA